CUUCCUGUCCCGCGCGGGGAGAACUUCCGGUAGAGCCGGAAGACCUUCUCCCUGGCGGCGGUUUCCAGAGCUUCCCUCUGCAGCAUUGGGAGGGGAGAUCCGGGGCGGUCCUGGCGACUCUAGAGUGUCGAGUCCACGACCUGCCCUCGGCGCCAUGGGUGUGAUAGGUAUACAGCUGGUUGUUACCAUGGUGAUGGCCAGUGUCAUGCAGAAGAUUAUACCUCACUAUUCUCUUGCUCGAUGGCUACUCUGUAAUGGCAGUUUGAGGUGGUAUCAACAUCCUACAGAAGAAGAAUUAAGAAUUCUUGCAGGGAAACAGCAAAAAGGGAAAAGCAAAAGAGACAGGAAAUAUAAUGGUCACAUUGAAAAUAAACCACUAACUAUUCCAAAGGAUAUUGACCUUCAUCUAGAAACAAAGUCAGUUACAGAAGUGGAUACGUUAGCAUUGCAUUACUUUCCAGAAUACCAGUGGCUGGUGGAUUUCACAGUGGCAGCUACAGUUGUGUAUGUAGUAACAGAAGUCUACUACAGUUUUAUGAAGCCUACACAGGAAAUGAAUAUCAGCCUAGUUUGGUGCCUGCUUUCUUUGUCUUUUGCAAUCAAAGUUCUAUUUUCAUUAACUACACACUAUUUUAAAGUAGAAGAUGGUGGUGAAAGAUCAGUCUGUGUCACCUUUGGAUUUUUUUUCUUCGUCAAAGCAAUGGCCGUUUUGAUUGUAACAGAAAAUUAUCUGGAAUUUGGACUUGAAACAGGGUUUACAAAUUUUUCAGACAGUGCAAUGCAAUUUCUUGAAAAGCAAGGUCUAGAAUCUCAAAGUCCUGUUUCAAAACUCACUUUCAAAUUUUUCCUGGCUCUUUUCUGUUCACUCAUUGGGGCUUUUUUGACAUUUCCUGGAUUACGACUGGCUCAAAUGCAUCUGGAUGCCUUGAAUUUGACAACAGAAAAAAUUACACAAACAUUACUUCAUAUCAACUUCUUGGCACCUUUAUUUAUGGUUCUGCUCUGGGUAAAACCAAUCACCAAAGACUACAUUAUGAACCCACCACUGGGUAAAGAAAGUGUCCCUUUAAUGACGGAGGCUACAUUCGAUACUCUGCGACUCUGGAUAAUAAUCCUCCUGUGUGCUUUGCGAUUGGCCAUGAUGCGUAGUCACCUGCAAGCAUAUUUAAACUUAGCCCAGAAGUGUGUAGAUCAGAUGAAAAAAGAAGCAGGCCGAAUAAGUACAAUUGAGCUACAGAAAAUGGUGGCUCGAGUCUUUUAUUACCUUUGUGUCAUCGCCCUGCAGUAUGUGGCACCUCUGGUAAUGCUGCUUCACACAGCUCUACUCUUGAAAACACUAGGUAAUCAUUCCUGGGGAAUUUAUCCAGAAUCAAUCUCUCCCUUGCCUGUGGAUAAUAGUCUAGCCUCCAAUUCUGUUUACUCUGAAUUGCCAUCUACUGAUGGGAAGAUGAAGGUAACUGUUACACAAAUAACAGUGGCGCUGAGCAGCUUAAGAAACAUUUUCACUCCUCUUCUUUUUAGAGGACUUCUGUCAUUUCUGACAUGGUGGAUUGCGGCAUGCCUUUUUUCUACAAGCCUUUUUGGACUUUUCUAUCACCAGUAUCUGACUGUGGCAUGAAGGAAAACAUAUCCAAGUCAUAUAUUGAAUUUAAAUACUAUGCCCUUGAAGGGCUGGCAGAAAACCAGAAGAGAGCAAAUGCAAAGGAAAAAAAGAAAGAAAAAACAUAUCAGAGAAUCUUAUUUUAAAUGCUUCCUCUGUAUUCUCAGGGUGAAUUAAUGUUAUAAUAUUUAAAAUCACAGGAUAGAUUGUUAACUGUUACACUGUGGCAUUGGAAUUUGAACUCAUUGUAUUAAUGUAUGUGAGAGGGCUGUCUGCAAGGGUAAUACUUCUGAUUACCUUGCUUUACAGUAGAAACCUCCAGCAGUCUUCACAACUUCUCAUAUUGACUCCAGUUAUUGAUUGCUCUUCAUGGUAUUAAGGUACUGUUAAUAGUCAUAAUGGCUACCUAUAGAACAAUCUCAAAACUGAGCCAUGUUUUAGGGGAGGGAAAGAAUCUAAAAUCACUUCUGUUGGUAAUGUUCUGGUUACUAUCAACCACAAAAUCCAACAGAAAGGAAGAGGUAGUUACUGUAUAUUACAGUAAAGAAAGCUGCAUAGUUAUUUUUAAUUUAAUGGAGAUUUACAUGCUUGAUACCACAAGUACUGUUGCUUAAGAGUAGCAAGAAUAUUGUUUAAAAUGUAUUUUACCCAACUUGAAAGUUGUUUUAAAAAUAACUGGCCAUAUGAACAUUUGCAAUCUUACUGUUAGUUUGGGGCCUGCUAUAUUUUAUUUUAUCCUUUCUAUGAUCCUAAAUCCUUCCAAUAGUCUAAAAAUAUUUAUCAGUACUGAUCAGACUUUUUAAGAAAUUACUUUGUAAUCCUGCUGACUACCUGUAUGUAUUGUAUGUAUUAUAUGUUAAAUAUAUAAUAUAUUGAGGUAUAAAUGGUGAAAAUAUUGGAUUCUUAUAAUAUUUUAUGUUGCUGAAUGUAUGUGAAAAAGUGAUCUGAAUGAGAUGUAUUUGUACCUAGAAGUUUUAUUUCUGUUUGGAAUGAGAUUAAAAUACAUUUUGAAACUUCA
This is a messenger RNA of Perognathus longimembris pacificus (Pacific pocket mouse), 2618 nucleotides long. RefSeq names its product transmembrane protein 161B (gene Tmem161b). Bases 155 to 1618 code for a protein of 487 amino acids. The record is from RefSeq and is a predicted model, not a curated record. The transcript has 12 exons. NCBI's taxonomy places the organism in Eukaryota, Metazoa, Chordata, Mammalia, Rodentia, Heteromyidae.